GUCUAUUCAAGAAGGGGACGAGUUCAAUCCUAGUUUCUGGAUUAUGUCAUAAUGCCCAUAUAUAUAUAUAUAUGAAUGAUCUUUCUGGCCAACUAAGAUCGAUCAGACAUGGAAAUGGAAUCAUCUUGUGUGCCUCCAGGCUUCCGAUUCCACCCAACUGAGGAAGAACUCGUCGGCUACUAUCUCAAGAGGAAGAUCAGCUCGCUCAACAUCGAUCUUGAUGUGAUCGUCGACAUCGAUCUCUACAAAAUGGAGCCAUGGGACAUUCAAGACAGAUGCAAAUUGGGAUAUGAAGAGCAGAAUGAAUGGUACUUCUUCAGUCACAAGGACAGGAAGUAUCCGACUGGCACCAGAACCAACAGGGCCACCACGGCUGGAUUCUGGAAGGCCACAGGAAGAGACAAGGCUGUGGUUUCCAAAGAUGGGGUCAUAGGGAUGAGGAAAACCUUGGUUUUCUACAGAGGUCGAGCCCCUAAUGGAAGGAAAACCGAUUGGAUCAUGCAUGAGUAUCGGCUCCAGACAUCCGAACUUGGACCCCCUCAGGAAGAAGGGUGGGUGGUUUGCCGCGCAUUCAAGAAGCCGAAUCCAAGUCACAAGCAGGGCUAUGAAGGCUGGAAUAAUCAUUACUACAACAUGAUCAGAAACAGCAGCAAUUACAGGCCACCAUCAUACUUCAAUAUUGCAGCGUCGUCUAGUUUGAAUUCAGCAGGAACAAGUUUCAAUCACCAUUCAAUGCCACCACAAGGAACUCUCAAGUUCAGGUCUACCAACACCUCUUUCGAAACUCAAAUGUCUGAUCUUCCGAAGCUUGACAGCCCCUCCAAUAUUUCUACAAGUUUUGCCACAAAUGCUGCCAAAUUCGACCAGACCACAGCAGCCAUUGAUGGCAUUGAAGAUGAGAAAUUGAGCACCUUGGGGAACCAUCAAUUCAGUGAUUGGAAAUGCUAUGGUGAUGAUGAUAAGUUAAUCGGGUCUCAAGUUGCUGGGAAUUCAUCGUAUGCUUACACAAACUUUCCCUUAGUCUCCAACAAUGGCGAGGGUUUAGAUGCUGAUCAAAACCAUUUAAGUCAUGUACUUGACGACUGCUUUCCUGACUUGUAGAAGGAUAGAACUGAUCAACGCAUGCACAUCGAUCGAUUCCGCAUAGAAAUUUUUUAUGGGAGCAGUGUAACAAUAAUUGACUUUUAUCCACUGUAAAAACCCAUCAAUUAAAGGGGUUUCGAAAUUAAGUUCCCUUAGAGCAUAUAUAUGCUGCCCCAACUUGGGGACAUACACACAGAAACAUACAUACAUAGGAUGAUGAAUUGAUGAUUUUAAUUCUUUAUUGGUGU
Messenger RNA from Andrographis paniculata, 1331 nucleotides. RefSeq names its product NAC domain-containing protein 30-like. The record is from RefSeq and is a predicted model, not a curated record. The transcript is spliced from 5 exons. Gene Ontology annotation, molecular function: DNA binding. Gene Ontology annotation, biological process: regulation of DNA-templated transcription. NCBI's taxonomy places the organism in Eukaryota, Viridiplantae, Streptophyta, Magnoliopsida, Lamiales, Acanthaceae. Bases 109 to 1101 code for a protein of 330 amino acids.